AUGAGCGAUGAUGCAGUGGUGGGGGGCGGAUUUGACGCAGGAAGAGAGAAGAAAGAAGGGGGUCUAAGAGCCUGUCGCUACAAACAUUACACAGAUGAUGAAGUUGCUGGGAAGAAUAGGACGAAAGCUGCCAGGAAGACAGAGCUUGUCCAAGCUGUUGUGAUCCGCGGCAGCAUCCGGAGCGUCUCCAACGACGCGGAGCUGCAAGAAUCCAUCAUCGGGGUGAGCGCCGCCCGCAUCCACCGCCAAAAGUUCCCCCUCUUCCAGGCCAGGGGGCGGCCGGGGCGGCCGGUGGGCAGCAUCCGCACCCCGCUGCGCUGCGGGGUCAAGCCAGGCCCCGGCACCUUCCUCUUCACGGGGUGGCUGGAGUUUGGCGAAGGCGGCCCUGUGGUAGAGGCUUAUAAGCAAGGUCUCAGCCCAGCCGUUGGCUUUGAGCUCAACCCCUGGCUGCUGUGUCUCUCCAACUACCGGGCCUGGAAGGCUGGGUACCACGGGAAGGUUUCCUUCCUGAAGAAAGAUCUGUGGAAGGUGAAUCUUUCUGAUUGCUACAACGUGAUCGUGUUCCUGGCCCCCAGCGUGAAGCCGCCCCUGGCCGCCAAGCUCCUUGCAGAACUCCCCGACGAAGCCCGAGUGGUGGCCGGACGCUUCCCCUUCCCCUCCUGGACCCCCACCAGCACCCUUGGGCAGGGGCUGGAGCAAGUCUGGGCCUAUGACAUGAAGGAGGUGCGGCGAGCGGCGCGGAGCAGCACAGAGGGAAGCCCAGUCUAG
This is a messenger RNA of Egretta garzetta (little egret), 768 nucleotides long. It is a transcript of the gene ANTKMT, whose product is annotated as adenine nucleotide translocase lysine methyltransferase. Gene Ontology annotation, molecular function: protein-lysine N-methyltransferase activity. The record is from RefSeq and is a predicted model, not a curated record. The transcript has 5 exons. Gene Ontology annotation, biological process: positive regulation of proton-transporting ATP synthase activity, rotational mechanism; regulation of mitochondrial ATP synthesis coupled proton transport; peptidyl-lysine trimethylation. Gene Ontology annotation, cellular component: mitochondrion. Bases 1 to 768 code for a protein of 255 amino acids. NCBI's taxonomy places the organism in Eukaryota, Metazoa, Chordata, Aves, Pelecaniformes, Ardeidae.